UUGGAAUCUCAUUAGCCCUUAAUAGAAAGACUAAUCAGCUACUCUGAUCACUCAGUUCUAGUUUAGUCAUGAGAUUAUAAACUCAGCUCUUUCAAAAGCCAAAUCAAAACCAUCAUGCAAGGUCCACUGUCUCAGGGAGCAGCUCGAAGGGGAAGCUUUGACGGCAACUGUAACCUGAAGAACCCGCUCAGAAUCCUAACUCAGCGCCGAUGUUCUGCACCUUCCCUUGGUUUGGGCAAGACCUUAUAUAAUCCAUGGUCAUCAACCAGAGGCAGCCUGGCAGCCCUAUCUGUUGAACAAGACCCAUCACAGAACAAUGCAGAGCCAAUCCUCAGGGAUGAAGUGCUGCUGACUCGGGGUACAAAGACCAAGCAGAGGCACCUUUUUCUUUUCAAAGAUGGUCUGGUCAUUGCCAAGUUAAAGUAAGAUUUGACCUUAUCAACUAGUUUCUGCUAACAAACCAACCCUUUCUAUGUUGCAAGUACAUGGGGCAGUAGGGAUAGGAAAUGACUAAAGAGACUCAAAAAAGAAAGGGUAAGGGUUAUUAGAAAUCAUUAACAAUUCCCUCAUUUUAUAAGUGAAGAAAAAGAAGCCCAGGGAGAGAAACCCAAGGAAAGUAGUGGAGAAAAUGUUAAUGCAAAUUAAGUUUAAAAGUUUAUAGUGCUUUUCAGAGAGCUAGUUGUUAAAAAUUUGCCAGCACUUUCCUCCACAGGUAGCAAGUGAAACCCAGAUCCUCUGAUUCAAUGCUUUUUCCACUGUUAUGAAGCUAGGAAUUAUAUUCUUCAUUUAUCACUUAAUCACUACAUGCUCAUGAUAAUGCUUUUGUUUUCAGUUGAAUUUGAUCACUUCCACCAAUAUUUGUUUAAGAUUGAGGGAAAAAAAGGUAAAGAGGAGGAGCAAAUGCAGAAAUGCCUAAAGUUUUCCCUAGGAAUAAGUCCUAGGCUUGCCUGUAAUGUUUUAAGUUCAUCUGACCCUCCCCACCUCCCCACUUUCUUCCUGUAAUGUGCAAGAUAUGUAAAAUACUGAGGGCUAUUUAUGCUAAUUAAUUCCAAUUACUUAAAACAAGAAUCUCUGUUUUAGAUCAUGAAGCUUAAUAUGUAGGGUAGAUAUGAAAGCCAGUGGCCAACAUCUCACCCACCUUUUCACCCUAACUCCUUCUCAGAAGUUCUUGAGGAUUCUCAGCAGAGAGAGGAAGAAGCAUUAUUGGGAAGGAAGACAAAUAACAAUGUUGACUCUUUUUCUGCCUUAUUCAGAAAUAUUACUAUUGGUUCAAAAGUGUUGGGACAGUAAUUAAAAAGGGAGAGGAAAAGUAACAUUUCAUACAAAAAUAUUAGAGCCCCCAACCCUAAAAUAUAGAAAAGUGAAUGUGUAACUAACUUUGUGUAGAUUAGAUCUAUGGCUUAGUUGGGCAUACAGAGAUAUUUUUAGGGAUAUGGAUUUACUUUAGAAAGGGGCAGGCAGGGAUACAGUGAGGGACUUACUUCUAGAAGACAACCUGUGAUGUAAACUAAAACCCAGAAGUUUAACUUCUAAGAGAAUGUAUCUUAGAACAUCUGUUCUUGGCUUUCAGUAACCACUGAGAAACCUAGGAAUGGAAAGGCUCUGGGUUAAAAUGUAGGAAAUUUGUUUUUCUUGACUGUACAUGUUUCUAACAGAGACAUUUUUUAUUCUUUGUGAAUUAAGAGGGAAAGGCAGAAAGGACAGAAGGCAUAUUUUCAUUCAUUAAAAAAGUGAAAUUUCAAAAGAAAUAAGAAAGUUAAAGAGAAAGAGAAGGGGGAGAAAGAAAGAAAAAGGAAAAGAGGAAGAAAAGGGGGAAAGGGGGAAAAGGAAAGAA
This is a messenger RNA of Antechinus flavipes (yellow-footed antechinus), 1834 nucleotides long. RefSeq lists its product as uncharacterized. The record is from RefSeq and is a predicted model, not a curated record. The coding region runs from base 115 to 426 and encodes 103 amino acids. Lineage: Eukaryota; Metazoa; Chordata; Mammalia; Dasyuromorphia; Dasyuridae. The transcript is spliced from 3 exons.